Molecule: messenger RNA, 810 nt
Organism: Aspergillus ibericus CBS 121593
Lineage: Eukaryota; Fungi; Ascomycota; Eurotiomycetes; Eurotiales; Aspergillaceae
Product: ankyrin repeat domain-containing protein
Exons: 1
Molecular function (GO): protein binding
Source: RefSeq, a predicted model, not a curated record
UGUAUGUUUGAGCCAUCGGAGGUGGAGAACAUACCGCCGAUCAUCAAAGCCGGCAACUGUGAUGAACUCGAGUACCUCCUCAGAACUACCAGCCUGGAUCCCGCCUUCCUGAGUGAUCCGGGGAUCCCGUUGCUUUCGCUGGCGGUGGUGCAUCUGCAACUUGGAUGCGUGAAAUUGUUGCUGCAAUAUAACGCGGACCCGAAUCAGACGGGGUCAUGGCGCGAGGCGUAUCCGCUGGAUUAUGUCUUGCCUGAUCAAUGUCGGGGUUCGUAUGCCACGCAAUGCGCGAUCAUGGAAGUGUUGGUUCGGGCCGGAGGGAGGUUCACGUACGCGAGCGCGCUGGAUGUUAUUUGUCUGGAGAAUAGGCUCGAUUUGCUACAGCUGGCGGUGCAGAAUCGGACGGAUCUCCGCGGGUUGAGGUUUGCGGAUGGCGCCACGGUGUUGCAGCGUGCGGCGCUGAAGGUCAGCGGGAGGUCGGAGAUCAUUGACUAUAUUCUCGAACAGGCGCCCGAGCUGCUCAAUGUGACGGAUACCUUGGGCCACACGGCGCUGCACUAUGCGCUGCAGAACCCUAACCGGGACGUGGUGAAGCAUCUGCUUCGAUUUCCGAUUGAUUUGUCGGUGGUGGAUGUCUUUCAGGAAUCCGCGCUCUCGGUGGCCAUCUCGUCGAACCGGGUGGAGGCGGUUGAUCGUAUGUUGGGUCGGAAGGACUUGGAUAUGUUGCACCUGCACCAGGGGAUCCCGUUUGAUAAAGCCCCGCUGGGUCGGGCGAUAGCCACCCGCAACGAGGGACUUCUGGACUUGCUACUC